Molecule: messenger RNA, 2364 nt
Organism: Chelmon rostratus (copperband butterflyfish)
Lineage: Eukaryota; Metazoa; Chordata; Actinopteri; Chaetodontiformes; Chaetodontidae
Gene: idh1
Product: isocitrate dehydrogenase (NADP(+)) 1
Exons: 9
Coding region: 146-1390 (414 amino acids)
Biological process (GO): isocitrate metabolic process
Cellular component (GO): mitochondrion; peroxisome; cytosol
Molecular function (GO): isocitrate dehydrogenase (NADP+) activity; NAD binding; magnesium ion binding
Source: RefSeq, a predicted model, not a curated record
GGAAGAGGGAAGCCGUGUACCUGCCGCCCCUCUAUCAGCCCGAGCCGCUUCCAGCUCAGUCAACCUGUAACGUUAAAACUGUGCUGGACAGGACAUCCGCCUCCUCAUCUCGUCGCUGACUGUGUCGUGGACCUAAGGCUCAAAGAUGUCUCAGAAGAUCAAGGCAGGCUCUGUGGUGGAGAUGCAGGGAGAUGAAAUGACCCGGGUCAUCUGGGAGCUCAUUAAGGAGAAACUCAUCUUCCCAUACCUGGAGCUCGACCUGCACAGCUACGACCUCGGUAUGGAGAACCGAGAUGCGACAGAUGAUCGGGUGACGGUUGAGGCGGCGGAGGCAGUCCGGCGUUACAACGUGGGCAUCAAGUGUGCCACCAUCACGCCGGAUGAGAAACGCGUGGAGGAGUUCAAGCUUAAGCAGAUGUGGCGUUCGCCCAAUGGCACCAUCCGUAACAUCCUAGGAGGCACAGUGUUCAGGGAGGCCAUUAUCUGCAAAAACAUCCCCCGCCUGGUGCCUGGCUGGAUCAAGCCCAUCAUCAUUGGCAGGCACGCCCAUGGAGAUCAGUACAAAGCCACAGACUUCGUGGUGCCUGGGCCUGGGAAAGUGGAGAUGACCUACACGCCCACAAGCGGAGAGCCAGUUAAAUUUGUCAUCCAUGAGUUUGAGGGCACAGGUGGUGUCGCUAUGGGGAUGUACAAUACAGAUAAGUCUAUCAGGGACUUUGCACACAGCUCCUUCCAGAUGGCUCUGGCCAAAGCCUGGCCGCUGUACCUCAGCACCAAGAACACCAUCCUGAAGAAGUAUGACGGUCGCUUCAAAGACAUCUUCCAGGAGAUCUACGAGAAGGAAUACCGUGCUCAGUUUGAGGCCAAAGGCAUCUGGUAUGAGCACCGUCUGAUAGAUGACAUGGUGGCCCAGGCCAUGAAAUCUGAGGGAGGCUUCAUUUGGGCCUGCAAGAACUACGACGGAGAUGUACAGUCUGACUCUGUGGCACAAGGCUAUGGCUCCCUGGGUAUGAUGACCAGUGUGCUGGUCUGUCCUGAUGGUCGCACAGUGGAGUCUGAGGCGGCCCACGGCACAGUGACUCGCCACUACAGACAACAUCAGCAGAAUAAAGAGACCUCCACCAAUCCCAUAGCCUCUAUCUUUGCAUGGACUCGGGGCCUGCUCCACCGUGCAAAGCUGGACAACAAUGCAGAGCUGCAAGCGUUCUCUGAGGCACUGGAGGCCGUAUGCAUCGAGACCAUCGAGGCUGGUUUCAUGACCAAGGAUUUGGCUAUCUGCAUCAAAGGCUUGCCAAGCGUGACACGUGCUGACUACUUGAACACCUUUGAGUUCCUGGACAAGCUGGCACAGAACCUGAAGAUCAAGCUAGCCAGCCAGCCCAAGCUGUGACCUGACCCCCCCGACUCAACAGCUAAACACAGAUACACACAUUUAAGCACAUGCCCAUGCACACAGAGACAUCUAUACAGCUACUCGAAUUCCCACUGGAGCAGGGAGGAGGGUGCCCAGGACUCCAGGAGAUCAGUGGACUAAACAAGUCAUUCCCUGACCGCUGGUCUGAUCAAGCAGGCGUCUUGUCCAGAAGGAAGGAAUGGAGGCUUCUGAUCAGCGUAGGCCAUCGUCCCUGUUAAUGCAUCACUAAUAGACAGCCGUGCUUGUCUCCAGGACUGACACUGGGUGACUGGCCUAAUGGCUCUGUGACCUUGUUUACCCUUGUUGCACUAGGUUCCCUGAAGUGAGUGUGGUGUGUGUGUUGUCAGUACUUGCUGGUGAUCUGUGCUAGACAGGGGACAGAAUCAGAGGGAGCAUCCAGCCCCUCGCUGCCUUAUUCGUUUUUGUGUCAAAGUCAUUGGUUGAUUCUGGUCAUCUCCUGUGUCUUGUAAUGUUUUAACAAUACCUCAGGCGACGAUUUAUGUUUUAGUGCCACAGUGCCACUCACAAACCACAGCACCUGCACUGUCAGCUUGUAUUUCAUCCAUGAAACCUCUCCGCAUGGCAGUGGAGUAGCCAUGCGUACCAUGAAGUUUUAUUGUUAAGCAGCAUGAAACACAUAGCAUAUCGACUUUUUUCUCUUCGUAGCAUUUAAAGGUUCUGACACUUCCAACACAAUUUGUAAGCAAAUGUUUUCAAGACUACAAUACACUGCUUUUAGAUUUUGUACUCUUAUUAACUUUACAAGUCACAGUUGUUCAAGACGUGUAUUUAUUUGUCCUUGCUUUGUGUGUGUGCGUGUGUGUAUUAACAUCCAGUAUGUCAAUACUGUACAUCCUGCCAAAAAAUCGUCAUCGAUUGUCCAUCUCUCAGUUUGUAAUCAACAUUAUGUCUGUUAAAUCCUAAUAUGAUAACUCAGAAUAAAUGAGAUU